Messenger RNA from Esox lucius (northern pike), 1373 nucleotides. RefSeq names its product thiamine triphosphatase (gene thtpa). Gene Ontology annotation, molecular function: magnesium ion binding; thiamine triphosphate phosphatase activity. The coding region runs from base 206 to 940 and encodes 244 amino acids. NCBI's taxonomy places the organism in Eukaryota, Metazoa, Chordata, Actinopteri, Esociformes, Esocidae. The transcript has 4 exons. The record is from RefSeq and is a predicted model, not a curated record. Gene Ontology annotation, biological process: dephosphorylation; thiamine diphosphate metabolic process.
GGCACAAUGGUUUCACAAUCUCUGUAAUUUACUUGCUCUGCGUUAUUAUGACGGACUAUGACGCUCGAGAAUGCAGUACUCUAGGUGUCUGUCCGAUGCCUGUAUAAAAUACCUUUUGAAGGGAUUUGGGAACGGUCAAUCAAAAUCUGAAACCUAUCGUAAAAGAUUUUUGAAUCUCUGUUGAGGUCGGUAAUUGGAGAGUACAAUGAGUGUGGAAGUGGAGAGGAAAUUUGUCUGCGAACCUGGCAUUCAGAAACAGUUGGAAGAGAUGGCGGUGUGUAUUGGUCAGAAACAAUUCAAAGACCAGUAUUUUGACACCCCAGAUUUCCACCUCACCUUGAGAGAUAUCUGGCUACGUUGUCGCCAGGGGAGUUGGGAACUCAAAUGCCCUACAGAUACCAAGGGAGGAGACGGAGGCAGAGAUUCUCAGACGGCAGAACUUUGUUCACGCUAUAAAGAGAUAUCCAAUCUCCCCCAAAUUCAAUUGAAAGUGAGAGAGGUUGUGAAAGCGGGCAAUGGGGACCAAAAGACUGAACGAAGCCAUGCCGACCAGACGUACCCAGUGGACAAUCAAGAUAGACCCAUUACAAAAGGUGCAGAGAGUUUCCCCACAAACAAAGAUUCCUGGCUGGUGGAACUGAGUCUGGUUUGCUUUGCAGAGUUUACCACACAGAGGUGUUCAUUCACUUUUGAGGGGGCAGGAGAAGAGAGUGGAGUGCGCGUGGACCUUGACCAAGCCGACUUUGGCUAUUGUGUUGGAGAGAUAGAGGUUAUUGUGCCAGAGGGAGAAGAAAUUCACACAGCACUAAUGAAGAUUGAAAAGACAGCACUUAGACUAGGUCUAUCUGGCAAUCAGCGGGUUCAAGGAAAAAUGGAUGUCUAUCUGCAAAGACACUGCCCAGAGCAUUAUAAAAAAUUAUUAAGUGCACACAUAUUGUAACAAGUACACAUAUGUGUAUUGUGAGAAAUAUUAGCUUGUCAAUGUCAUAUUCAAAUCCUUUGUUUUAGUUUGUCAUGUCUUUGACUGGAUCUAAUUAAAGAUAUCUUAUAAGAUCAAAACAAUUUAAUUACUAGAAUGAGUUUUCACAAUUAGAGAGACAUUUCAGAAUGUCCUGCAGGGCUGGUGCAAUGUAAUUCAACCACUUCUGAAGAAUAUUUAACUAUCAACCUGUCCAUGUGGAAGUAGUAAAAUCAGACCAAUCCCUUGCCGUGUCACUUAAUGAUUCUUGCCAUCUGUCAUUCAUCAGGUUUUUUAUCCAGUUUUUGUGGGAACGGAGUUAAGAGAUUGGGAAUGUAUCAUCCAUUGUCUAUCACAAUGCUUACUAGGAUAUUGACAAUGAAAGAGAAACCAAUAAAUGCUUAUGUAAUACCUC